AUGGACCGCAUAUCAUCGAACAUUGAUUCGUUUAACGAAAAUGAUCAAAUAAAACGCUGGCAAGAAAGCACAUUUACCUACGCAGAAGAACAGGACACAGAUAUUAUAGCACGACUCUGCAUAAAACGGUGUGAAGUGCCGGUAGACGAGAAGCUCACGAUGGCCCAGUUGCUUGAGAAGACCACCGAGAUUUGCAAGCAAGUCAAACUCCUGCUGAGUAACUUCAAUGAGUCGACGAGCGAUAGUGAUAGCAGCGAUAGCAGCGAUAGCGAUGCAUCUGGUGACGAUAUCAUCAACAGUGGAAUGAACAGCGUUGUGGAAGACGUCAGGAAUUACACAGGUUGCUUGCUUGAUCUGAGUGCAGCUUUCGAGUGUCCAGCAAAUGAUAUCGAGAAAGAGGUUGCAUCAAGCAUCGUCAAUGUAGAAGAGCGAGCUGCGCAUGAUUACCAUGCACAACUAUUGCAAGCCAAAUUCCCGAGCGCGCAGACAGAACUCAUACAUCGACUAGGAGAGACUAGUUGGAACCGUUAUCAGCGGAUGGUACAAGAAAGAGAAUCGAACGCAAAUGCACAGAUACAGGUCGAGGUGUGCAUAUAUCAAAGCAAGGAGUCCAGAUCUUUCAAAGCCGCUUCGGAGUUUCAAGAUUCAGGUCUAGGUACAUCUCUUCCUUCUGCGCCAUCUAUUUCGUAUGCAGAAACUAUAAUAUCGUUCAUGACUAGCAUUGGAGGAGGGGAAAGGGUUCAUAUACCGCCUUUGUCGAUAGAGGCGAAGAGUGGAGCAAGAUUUGAAUGCAACGCAUGUGGGAAACAAAUCCAAGCCACGACGAACCGCGACUGGAGAAAACAUCUGUUCGCUGACCUUCAGCCGUAUACGUGUUUCUACGCCAACUGUUCGUGGAGCACAACACCCUUUGUAGACCGCCAACUCUGGAGCAGACAUCUGGAGCUUGACCAUGAGCUCGGACCCGCUUGGAACACAUUCGAAUGCCCUUUGUGUCUUGAAAUGACAGAGCCAGGAAAAAGCGCAAUCCUCAUACACUUUGCGAGACACAUGGAAGACAUAGCGCUUGCUGCACUUCCUCGCGAUGUUGAAUCGGAUGCCGAGUCGGAUUCCCUUUCCGAGUGUACAACUUCCACUUUUGGUAACCGUAUUGAAGCCCCAGAGGAUGCUCUACGCGAAACUUCGAGUAAUGUAAAGGACACCAAUGUAUGGCAUCUAGAAUCUUGUUCCGACAAGUACCCUUGCGACGCAUUUGAUGAUAUAGUAAGAUUUUGCGAAAAGGGAGAAAGAUGGAUGACAAAAGAGUUUAAACCCACGUUCCAUCCGGAUAAGUGCUGCAGGCUGAAGUUUCGAACAGAAGUAUCAUCCGACCGUUGGAUCCAUUGGGAUGUUGGACAUUACACCGGACUUGUUACAGGACCCAACCAUGAACCGAGGAUUUGCUGGCUUGACAAAGAUGUCUUGGCUUGGAAAGAAUGGGAAGAAUCGAGUGAAGUUACCAGGGCGCUCGUCUUCCAACCACAGUCCGCAACAAUCAAUUAA
Pyrenophora tritici-repentis Pt-1C-BFP is the source of this 1542-nucleotide messenger RNA. NCBI's taxonomy places the organism in Eukaryota, Fungi, Ascomycota, Dothideomycetes, Pleosporales, Pleosporaceae. The record is from RefSeq and is a predicted model, not a curated record.